Molecule: messenger RNA, 1014 nt
Organism: Oryza sativa Japonica Group (Japanese rice)
Lineage: Eukaryota; Viridiplantae; Streptophyta; Magnoliopsida; Poales; Poaceae
Product: probable glutathione S-transferase GSTU1
Biological process (GO): glutathione metabolic process
Cellular component (GO): cytoplasm
Molecular function (GO): glutathione transferase activity
Source: RefSeq, a predicted model, not a curated record
ACAAAACGCAGAAGCAGCUAGCUUCACUGAUCCACAUUACUACCAGCUUCUUCUUCCAAUCUUCUUCUCCGACGAGCAGCUAGCCAGCUAGCGGCGCCGGCCGGCAAUGGCGGACGAGGUGGUGCUCCUGGACUUGUGGGUGAGCCCGUUCGGGCAGCGUUGCCGGAUCGCGCUUGCGGAGAAGGGCGUGGAGUACGAGUACAGCGAGCAGAGCCUCGCCGACAAGAGCGACCUCCUCCUCCGCUCCAACCCCGUCCACAAGAAGGUCCCCGUCCUCCUCCACGCCGGCCGCCCCGUCUGCGAGUCCCUCGUCAUCCUCGAGUACAUCGACGAGACAUGGCCGCCGGAGCCGGAGAAGAAGAAGGAGUCGCCGCGUCUCCUCCCCAGCGACCCCUACGCCCGCGCGCGUGCCAGGUUCUGGGCGGACUACGUCGACAAGAAGCUGUUCGACUGCCAGACACGCCUCUGGAAGCUCAGGGCCGGCGACGCCGCGCACGAGCAGGCCAAGAGGGACAUGGCGGAGGCGCUGGGGACGCUGGAGGCGGAGCUCGGGGAGGGGGACUACUUCGGCGGCGAGGCGUUCGGCUACCUCGACGUCGUGCUCGUGCCGUUCGUGGCGUGGUUCCACGCCUACGAGAGGCUCGCGGGAUUCGCCGUGGCGGAGAUCUGCCCGCGGCUGGUGGCGUGGGGGGAACGAUGCAAGGGGAGGGACAGCGUCGCCAAGACGCUUACUGAUCCUGAGAAGGUGUACGAGUUCGCGCUCUACCUCAAGGCCAAGUUUGGCGCCAAGUAGAGUGAGAAUUCCAGAUUUGGUUUGGUUAACAAUCGCAGCGUAUGAUCUAUAUCUAUUGUUACUGUAUUUGGUUAUCGCGUUGUGAUUUUGCUCCUACCUAUCACCUGUAUGUAUGUGCUUGAGCUUCACGAAUAAAUUAGAAAGUGCAGUUGUGUACUCGUGUGUUUGAAUUGCGCGCUCUGUUUGUCCAUAAUCAAAACAAUUUAAUGUACUUGUUUUUA